This is a messenger RNA of Thalassophryne amazonica, 3584 nucleotides long. RefSeq names its product lissencephaly-1 homolog A. The record is from RefSeq and is a predicted model, not a curated record. The transcript is spliced from 12 exons. NCBI's taxonomy places the organism in Eukaryota, Metazoa, Chordata, Actinopteri, Batrachoidiformes, Batrachoididae. The coding region runs from base 516 to 1748 and encodes 410 amino acids. Gene Ontology annotation, molecular function: protein binding.
AGGAAGACCGUGCGCGUGCCCAUCAGGUCUAUGGGUCGGGAACGCGACGCCGUGCGCGCUCCCUUGUGAAGGCGAAUGCGGAGCCGAGAGACACUUCAUAGUUAUUUUGUGUAGUUUUUUUUUUUUUUUUUAACCUCCACAACGCAAAAAUCACGGAGCGGAACAAAAAUUUCACGCCCCGUUGGGUCGCCUAGCUACCGGUGACAACUGAGGAUAUUCACGGAGACACACAGGAGGAUGCAGUGUAGACUCAGCUGGUGACUAGUCUGCAGGCUCUCCAAGUCUUUUGUCCCUGGAGCAAGCCAGUUGGGGAGCAAAUUCCUGUGCUCCCUUCUCUCUCACUUUGUCUGGACAAACCCGAAUGCCUGUUAUUGGAGUACACAGCUAAUUUUUGCCUGUGUUGUUUGGCUCAACACAGCUCAUCUCCCAACUGAGGAGAGCGCAGCAGCAGCUGCACACGAUUCAUCUUUUACAGACCAAACCCCUCCUGGCCCUGUCCAAACAGCUCUGCCACCAUGGUGCUGUCACAACGGCAACGAGACGAACUAAAUCGAGCAAUAGCUGAUUAUCUACGUUCUAAUGGGUAUGAAGAAGCAUAUUCCACUUUUAAGAAAGAGGCGGAGUUAGAUAUGAAUGAAGAAUUGGAUAAGAAGUAUGCAGGCCUUUUGGAAAAAAAGUGGACCUCGGUCAUCAGAUUACAAAAGAAGGUGAUGGAACUUGAAUCCAAAUUGAAUGAGGCUAAGGAAGAGAUUACCUUGGGAGGACCUGUCACUCAGAAACGCGACCCCAAAGAGUGGAUCCCACGGCCGCCAGAAAAGUAUGCACUGAGUGGCCACCGCAGCCCAGUCACUCGUGUUAUUUUUCACCCAGUCUUCAGUGUCAUGGUGUCGGCGUCUGAGGAUGCCACAAUAAAGGUCUGGGAUUAUGAGAUGGGUGACUUUGAGCGCACACUGAAGGGCCACACAGAUUCAGUACAGGACAUCUCCUUUGACCAGACUGGCAAGCUGCUAGCAUCCUGUUCUGCAGAUAUGACUAUAAAGCUGUGGGAUUUCCAAGGGUUUGACUGCAUCAGGACUAUGCAUGGACACGACCACAAUGUUUCAUCUGUAGCCAUCAUGCCAAAUGGAGAUCACAUCAUUUCUGCCUCAAGGGACAAAACCAUAAAAAUGUGGGAAGUAGCAACAGGCUACUGUGUGAAGACCUUCACGGGACACAGAGAGUGGGUCCGAAUGGUUCGGCCUAACCAAGAUGGCUCACUGAUUGCCAGCUGCUCCAAUGACCAGACAGUGCGUGUGUGGGUUGUGGCCUCCAAAGAGUGCAAGGCUGAACUGAGGGAGCACGAACACGUGGUAGAGUGCAUCUCUUGGGCACCAGAGAAUGCCUACCCCACUAUCCUAGAUGCCACAAGCUCUGAGACAAAGAAGACUGGUAAACCAGGCCCCUUCCUACUGUCUGGCUCCAGAGACAAAACCAUCAAGAUGUGGGAUGUUAGCAUUGGCAUGUGCCUUAUGACACUGGUGGGCCAUGACAACUGGGUGCGUGGAAUCCUCUUCCACCCUGGAGGCAAGUUUAUUGUGAGUUGUGCGGAUGACAAGACCUUAAGGGUCUGGGACUACAAGAACAAGCGCUGUAUGAAAACUCUGGGUGCCCACGAACACUUUGUUACCUCUCUGGAUUUCCACAAGGCUGCUCCUUAUGUGGUGACUGGGAGUGUAGACCAAACAGUAAAAGUGUGGGAGUGCCGCUGAUUUGAACCGUGGAAGAUUGGACCACCAGCCCAAUUAUAUUGGCACUCCUCUGGACCCCACCUCCACUCCUGCCAUCCUACAUCCUACUACUGCCCCUUUCAUUUAACCCCUCCCCCCACAUACUCUCUUCAUCUCCUCCAGCUGCACUUAACCUCCACGAUUACGUACCCGCUGCACUCUUUGGUCCAGCAACCUUUGUCCAUCAUUGUAAAUUAUUUCUGGAUGUAGACUGAGCUAUUAAAUGUUACACAAAAAAGUAUUCUUGCAUGGUAAUCCAAAAUUGUAUACUGUAAAUUUGCAUAACAUUGUCUAGAAGUACCAUAGGUUUAACAUGGGGCUGUCUGUCGCACAGCCUUACCAAACAACUGAAGGCAGACGUUUUUGUUGACUGGGUGUAAAAAUGUAGAAAUGACAGUCUUUGAGUUUAAGAUUUAUUUUUGUCUUUUUUUUUUUUUUUUAGAAUGGUUUUCUCUGUUUCUUUCUGUUGCUGUUGUAGUCUGUUGGUGCCUAGCUUGGUGAGCUUUGGAAAGAUGAGGCAGGAGAAGCAUAUACGUGAUAAAGUUGUCUAGUGAGCAUUGUUAUUCAAAUAACUUGUAGCUUUACAACAUGACUUCUGAAGUGUGGAACCCAUUUCUCUUCAUGUGGAACUAGGUAACUUUUAAUGGCUGUAUAUAUGAUUGUUUCAUACUGUUCUUAGAUCUUGGGGGCUGAAACAUGUUUUGUGAUUCUGUCAUGGCAGCACAUUGUCUGUGAGCAAGGAACUAAUAGUAGGCUUUGAAAUACUGUGCUCUGUAAUGAAGACAUUUAAAUGUCUUCUUGAUUUCCACUGACAUUUUGUUUGUAUGUCAGUGUUCCAAUUUCCCAAAAGCGUGUUUGGUGUUUGCUGCCAGCAUCCUGUGUUUCUGUAGUACCUGAGCUUUUGCUGGAGUCGAGGAUUACUCAUUUUGUAAUCUCCAGCACUGGAAAAGGCCCCAGGAUGUCUCCUUGUCACAGGUUUCCUCUGACAAGGAAAGACUGUUAAUAGGAGACAUCUGUUAAACCGAAUCCUUAGUCCAUUUACACUCUCCUAUCGAAUCAGCCAUCAUAGGAAUUGUGUGUACCAGUGGAAUUAUGUGCAAGUUGCCUACAGUGCCUCUGAAUGCUGAGCGUGGCUAAACGUGAGCUUCAUCUACACUGGCUUUGUCACAUAUAAACAUAGGCGUGACGAGGAGUCAAAAUCAGCCCCCAGGGUGUGUUGUCUGGGAUGUGCAACGAUACCCAAUUUUUCAAAGUAGUUUUGGAGUAAUAAUUUGAUUUUGAAAUGUAAAUUUUGCUAGUGAAUGGGAGCUCUGACAAUUUUCUUUUUUAUAGUUGCACAAAAGGAUGAACUGGAUGGAGAUUCGGUUUGGAAAAGCUAAUGGCAGAAUGCUGAGUGACGUGGUGAUGCUGGAGAUGUUUUUUAUUGCAGAGUUCCUCACUGUCAGCUUUGUCUUUGCUUCUAGUCUAGACUGGAACUGGGUGUGUGGACCAGGGAGGUGCUGAAGCCAGAGCAGUGAGGAUCUCUACAAGCAUUCCCCACAAAUGCAGUUAUUCUGGGUGGCUUUCCUCAAGUGUUCAGUUUUGAUCUUUGUGGAGGUGUUAACUGUAAACCAGUGAGUGCCGUACAAACUAACACACAUUGAUGGAAUAAUGCAAAGGAUGUGGUCUCAAUAUAACUAACAAGGUGAAGCAUUUGCACAUCCCUGUUUUCAUAAAAUCUUUACUCCUCAAAGGUGAUGUGAAAAUUGGUGAUAUAAUUUGUUCAUUAGCCUUUUCAUUCCAAUGCAUUUCUUGGCUAUUAAAGAAUUCCACAGCUGA